This is a messenger RNA of Blepharisma stoltei, 3176 nucleotides long. Lineage: Eukaryota; Ciliophora; Heterotrichea; Heterotrichida; Blepharismidae. The record is from the annotation of a GenBank genome assembly.
AUGGAAUUAGAAUACGAAGAAGAAGACUUUUUAAGUGAGGUCGAAAGAAAAGCCAAACAAAACUUCCUGCGUGAAGAAAUCUUAGACAUGCAUUAUGACCCUAAUCUCUUUACCCACUUCUGCGAAAGCAAGAAAACCGCAGACAUUGACUGUUGGGAAUUUGAUGAACUCCAAGAAUGUGUAAGAGAGUUUAAGCUCAAAUACCGUCCAGGAGAAACAUUAGAAGAUUUAAUUGAACAAAAGAAAAAAGAAGAGGAAAAAGAGAAAAAGAUUACGACGCCGUUUUUCAGUAAAAAACUCACCGAUCCUGAAGAGUCGAAACAGCCAGAAAUUCAUAGAAAAACAGUUAAAAAGAAUAUAGAAGAAAGAAAAGUAGAAGAAAAGCCAAGAAAUAGGGCUGGAGAUAUAAUUGAUCCUCUAGGAUCUUUUAGCUCAGAAAGGAGAAAUAUCAUGGUAGAAAAGCCAGCGCAAGAAGUCCCAAAGCAAAAGGAAGCUAAAAGUGAAAGCCCAAAACUGCAGACACCUUCUAGCACAACUCAGAAAAACUUACCUCCAAAGAGCCAAGAAGCUAUUAAAGCUGAAAAUAAGCCAGAGCCUAAAGAAAUUUCUAUCAAAACUGAGCCAGUUCUUGAAGAAAGAAAAGAAAUACCUUCAGAAAACUAUCAAAAUGAAGUCUACGAAAUAUCAGUAAAAUCAAUACCUCCAAAUGAAAUUUCUGAAUGCAAGACCUUAGAAGUUACUAUCACCCAAGUUGAAGUUGUGCAAGGCGGCUGGUCAAGCAUAGGUAGCAACCAGACACCCCCACCCCCCCUAAAAAUGGCACACCCACCCCCCCUCUCUCGUUUUUAUUCUAUAGAAGUAAUUGAUAGGAAACAAGCAGAAUAAAUUAAAUAUAACCCAAUUAAAACACUAUAUUGAUAAAUUAAGUCCGAGAAAUAAAUGUCCGAGAAAGCAUGCUCGACCGACCUAGAGCAUGCUUAAAUUAAGUUAGUUAUUUCUCCCCAGGUGAGGUUUUUGGCUCAGCAGACCUUGAGCUUUUCCUCAGCCGGGCCCUGCCAUCGGGUCAACGGACUCAGGGCUCCUGGGAUAGGAUGGCUGGCGAGAUAGACUGGCAUCAAGGCGUGUGGGACUAAACUGGGCAGUGUAGGCUGCACGAGUCUCUGCGCAAUUCAGACUUGGCAGAGAGGUGGAUCGUCUAAGGCAAGAUGGAAGCAAGUCCGCAGCUCACCGGACUCCGAUGGAGGAGACGCAAGUUAAUGGGGUGUAAUCAAAUCGAAGACGGGUGUUCUGGCCAAGACAACAGGCGUGAGAUGAGGAGAUAAACUACCUUGUCGUCGCUAGCGGUGGGUAAUUAAGGCCAUAAGGCCUAGCUCGGUGAGCUUUGGCUCCGCCAUAAAAUGGUCUUACGACCUCUAAAUCAUAUAAAGAUAAAGAUAAAUUAAGUCCACAAAUUGCUUUAUAUUUAUGAUUAAUUAAUAAAUUUAAAUUAAUUAGCAAUUAAUUAGAAAAUAUAUUAAAUUUGUUUUUUAUAUUUAUAAAUAUAAUGCCAAAGAUAUAGAUAAAUGGCAUUAAUUAUUAAAUUAGCCAAGCACAAUAGAAUAACUUGCAUUAAAUUUAUUGAUUCAUAAAUUAAAGCUAAUCUGAUGACCAUUGCACAAGGAUUGCAUGACUGAAUUGGUAACAGGAUUCAAUAGUGCUAAUAAAAUAGUACUUGCUAUUGUCAGUUUUACUUUUGGAUCUCUAAUUCGACUUUUAGCCAUUGUCCCACAAAGAUCAUAAAUAUAUGCAGGAUAUAUUGCUAAUUAGCACCAAAGAUCAUUAUUAUGCUUGUUAACAAAUUCUUUCAUAUGUGGUGUGCUUAGUAGUUAUAGGAAAUUCUCACUUCAUUCCACCUACUCCUUAAUCGAUUGUGCUACGCUAUGUGGAUAUUGUAUAAAUCAGUAAUUUUGAAUAUUUAAAAUAAUAAUUUAUUUGUACUCUAAAUUGGCAUUUGUCAUAUAUUUAUGCUAUAUUAAGGGGGGUGGGGGUGCAUCUGUGAAAGGGGGGGUGGGGGUGCCAUUUUUUAGGGGGGGUGGGGGUACCAUUUUUUAGGGGGGGGGGUGGGGGUACCACUUUUAGGGGGGUGGGGGUGUAGGGUUGCGACCUAUGCUUGACCAGGCGGCUUUCUUACUUCAGAUUAUGUAGAGUAUGAUGUCUGUACAUUGCCAUUUAAAUGGCAUGUUAAAAGAAGAUAUAGAGACUUUUACUGGCUAAGGCAAAUGCUCUGCUUUGCAUUCCCUGGAAUUUAUAUUGCUCCAAUUCCUCAUAAAAAGGCCAGAGGGAACUUAAAAGAGACCACAAUUUUUAAAAGAAAAAAAUUUUUAAAUCAAUAUAUUUCAGCAUUGAUUAGAAAUCCGUUAACGAGGCGAUCUGAGUAUUUUUUACGAUUUUUAAAAGAAGAUAACCAAGAAGUAUUUAAUAAUUAUAAAGAGCAAUGCAAAGCAUUGCUAAAUCCUGCAGAAUCACUGCCAGAAAUUGUAAGCAUAACCGGAAAAGUCACCUGCGAUCUUUCAGACAAAACAAAAUCAAUUGACCAAAUCAAAAAAUACAUAACUUAUGCAGAAGCCCUAAAAAAGCGACUCAAAAAACAAGAGCUGAACCUCAGAAACAGCCUUAUCCAAGUUUCUGAAUCUCUAAACAGCUAUAACGAGCUCAUCAAACAAAUGGAAGCUAUCCAAGACAUUUUACCUUGCAAUAAACCUAACAAAGAGGCCUAUUCCUCUAUCCAAAAAUCAUUACUCGAUCUAUCAGCUCAGCAUCUUGAGAAAGCCAAAAAUGUUAAAGAAUAUUUUGGCAUGCAUUUUAGUUACUUUUAUGACGAGCUUAAUGCCAUUAAAGAUCUUAUAAAAGAUCGAGAUGCCCGAUUUUCUGAAUAUAAAAGAAUAGAACUUAAAAAUCUUGGGAAUGAAAAUGGGCUAAAAAAUAUUUAUGCAUAUCUGAAUCAUCAAGUGACUGAAGAAGUGGAAAGGGUAGCUAUAGAUAAUGUUUUGCUUAAUAAUAUUCAUUUUUGGGAAAUGGCAAGAAAAGAAGCUGAUGAUACUAUUCAAUAUCACCUUAUUUGGGGCACUUUAAUGGUAAAACUUGCUGAGGCGAGAAAAACUAUUCCACCAAGACCUUAUAUAACAGUUAAAAAAUAA